AGAAUGAAGAAGCUCACUGGAACGUUUCGCAACACACAAUGGGACCCGUACUUGCUGAUCUCGCAAAUCGCUGCAAUGCAGGCACUGCUGUACGUUAGCCUCGGGACGAUCAUGUACGUGAUGGACUUUUUCGCCGAGGCUAAUCAUACACUGGAUCAUAUCUUUGAGUAUCACGAAAUUCACGUUACCGAUCUCGGCGGACGAUUGGUUAUCGUUGCCUUCAUACUCAACUCCUUGGUCGGUGCCGGGUUGCUAUGGUUUGUCGUGCGGCGAACGAAGCUGUGUUUAGAUUUUAGCUUUACCUUCCAUUUCACUCACCUGGUGAUUUGCUGGUGGUACAACGAGGCCUUCCCAUCGACUAUCGGUUGGUGGAUGCUAAAUGCGGUUUGUACCGCACUGAUGUGCGUAUGUAGCGAGUUUCUCUGCCUCAAGACGGAACUGAAGGAGAUCCCUGUGGGUUACACGGCACUGAACAACAAGGUCGAUCUGUGAAUUGUAGCCUGUUACGCAGCCUUGUUGUAAUGAGGUUUCGCGGGAAAACACGUUUUCCGUUUGGCUACAACGUUCCAUAGUAAAGCAGGGGGUAUUCGAACGCCAUGGCUUCAGGGAUAUUGAUUCCGGGUGAUUAAUAGAUUUUUGUUGUACAUUACUCAAGCUUUAUAAGUAAAACUAAAUGAUAGGAUCCUUUUUAAUUUAUGUUUCGUACUAAAACAAA
Messenger RNA from Anopheles nili, 715 nucleotides. It is a transcript of the gene Sys1, whose product is annotated as protein SYS1 homolog. Gene Ontology annotation, biological process: Golgi to plasma membrane protein transport; Golgi to endosome transport; protein localization to Golgi apparatus. Gene Ontology annotation, cellular component: Golgi membrane; trans-Golgi network. The transcript has 2 exons. The coding region runs from base 4 to 492 and encodes 162 amino acids. NCBI's taxonomy places the organism in Eukaryota, Metazoa, Arthropoda, Insecta, Diptera, Culicidae. The record is from RefSeq and is a predicted model, not a curated record.